Hyla sarda is the source of this 3884-nucleotide messenger RNA. RefSeq names its product SERTA domain containing 1 (gene SERTAD1). NCBI's taxonomy places the organism in Eukaryota, Metazoa, Chordata, Amphibia, Anura, Hylidae. Gene Ontology annotation, molecular function: transcription regulator activity. The record is from RefSeq and is a predicted model, not a curated record. The transcript is spliced from 2 exons. Gene Ontology annotation, cellular component: nucleus. Bases 1812 to 2588 code for a protein of 258 amino acids.
CUGGGGGCGCUCAUUUGUCAGAUUCAGUAGAACCCUAUACUACCUGUGGACAUCCCAGUGGGCACGGUGAUGGGUACAAGCCUGGCUCCGAAAAGGGCAAUUUAAAUCAGUUGUGGCAUCUAAUCAACUAUGCACUUGUGUUCCCCAAACUGUGGCUCCCCCGCUAUUGCAAAACUACAACUCCUAUUGUAGAACUACAACCCCCAUCAUGCUCGGACAGCCGAAGGCUGUCCGAGCAUGAUGGGGAUUGUAGUUCUGCAACAGCCGUAGUGCCACAGGUUGGGGAUUACCCAUUGUAAUAUAUUAUAUAACUGACAUGGGGGGAAUUAACCCUCUCCUCUGUGUACGGUGCAACAUGCACUUGUACCCCAUGCCCAAAAAUUAAGCAAAAAUAUUAAUUUAUUGGAAUUUUGGUUAUGCAAAUCCAAAAAAAUAGUAGCAGAAACUUUGCAUCCUGCCCAGUAGAUGUCCAGGCUGAAGUGAUGGUUAUGUCAUCAUGUGUCUGGUUUAUUGGGGCAUCAGUGCCCAUCCUAGGCUUGAGGAAUAGUGGGCACGGUGGACAAUCCGGUGGCACCGUAGUUAUUGUCGUUUUUCAUUAAUAGUUUUGGUACCGUAAGGGUGACUUGAAUUAUAGAUCCAGUGUGAGAGGAUCACAUGGGGGUUGUGAUCAGGGACCACUAAAGACAACCAGAUCUCGCGAGAUUUAUAUUACGUCCGAUUCGGGGAAUCAGAUUUGUUUCAGAAGUGCACCCAAAGCAAAGUAUGUAUGGGAGCAAGGACUCUUCUCAAAGAUAGGAGUCCCUGCUCCUGUACAAGACACUGAGCGCCCCUGGUCUGGGUUGAUAGCGCCCAGCAAAUGUAACAGUGAGCAUCCUCUGAAACGGAACCAGAAUAAAUCACAAAAAGUUGGGGUUCUAAAAAGAAAUCCAAAUUUCUUGAGAAAUUUGGACCGUAUCCAAUUCACGCCAAAUUGAGGCGUUCGAACGAAAACAAAUUUCUCUUAAAAUGUGGAAUAAAUCUAAUUUGUGACAUAUUGAUGCCUUCCUAACAAAUCCAAAUUUCUUGUGAAAUUUCAAAAUUUCUUGUGAAAUUUGUACUUUUUCCAAUUUGUGGCAAAUUGAUGCUUUUCAACAAAUCCAGAUUUUUUGUAAAAUUCUGACCAAAUCUGAUUCCAGUCAAAUCAAAUCGUUCAUCUUCAUGGACCCCCAUUGACUGCCAGAAAUAGUGCUAAAUCCCCUUUAAUUCUGUUCAGAGUUUACUAUCUGUUCAGUUUGAUCACUCUAACAUUGAUUUCAAGAUCACGUGAUCUUCUCACAUGUAUCUAUGACCUAUCAGCUGAUCCUUGUGACUGGACUUCCCCUUUAAGUUGUCACCGUAUAAGAGAAUACUAGAGGAGCCUCCUGUUUUAUGCUCCUCAUUUUUUGUAGACAAAGGGUAAAAUGGGCCACAAUAGUGCCGAUGGACUGUUCCAAAUGAUACACGUAGAUGGGUGCUGAGGUUUCCAGCUGAAUAAGCCGUCCCGGUAUAUGUGCUGGACAGGUUUUUAUAGAUGAGUAACUAGUAGAGGCAGCGUGCCAGUCAUUCUAACCAGGGAGGGGGAGCUCUGCCUGUCAGCGGGAUCCUCCAAUCACCGACGACUGUUAAACAUACCUGUAGUUACUUCAUGUGUUUUCCUGUGUAGUGUCCCGACAACAUCUCACUUUAUUGUUUUUUAAUCCGAAAGAAGCAAAAAAUUAUCAACUGCAUAUUUCCUGGUUUCCUUCCAACCCUGGAAGGGUGACUUUCAGAAAGUGUGUAGGGACUAGAUACUCAUGUUGGCCAAAGGGAUCAAACGUAAAUUUUCAGAGGUAGAGGGGGAGAUGGGAACUGGUCCCGAAGUAGAGACGGCAGCUCGAUGCCAGAGUUCGCUACCUGCAGUGCAGUCCCACUGCUUAAUGAACAUCUCUCUACUGAAGCUUCACCGUAGUCUGCACCACGUCGAGCCUAACCUGAGGCAUCUCGUGUUGGUGGCCAACACCUUGCGACGUCUUCAGGAUAAUAUGCAAACAGAAUCAAGUGCUACAGGAACAUGGAAAUCCAUAGAGGAAAACUCCAGAAAAGACUACUCUCAAACAUUUGUCAAUGAGAGCAAGAAACCAGCUCUCGAAAUCCCCGGAGAAGAUGCCCUGUUCUCCACCAUGGAUGCAUCCUUAUACUCUUCCAUUUCUACUAUUCUUGAAGAUUUAAACAAUUUUGAGGGAUUGAGCUGUUCUUCACUUCCCCAGGCAGAUGAUGAUCAAUUUUGCUCUCCAAAAGACUUAAGCAGAGAUGGGAAUAGAGAGGAUUCUGGUAAACUUACACCCACAUCCAGCUUCCUAAGUUCUUCGACCUAUCUCCUUGGCGACAACCUAGAGGACAUUUUUGAGGACAUUGACACUUCCAUGUAUGACAGUGACCCUUGGGCAAGCAGCAAUCUUUUAAACUUCAAGACAUUUUCUAGCAUGAACGAGACGGAAGAAAAGACAUUGUCAGAUGGACAGGACUCUAUGCUGGAACUUAGUGAUUUGGACUAUCUGAUGGAUGUUCUAGUGGGAACUCAAAACUGCUGAUAUUCCCUUUUGGACUUUAAUGGACACAGUAACAUAUCUUGUAACAAGACACUAUUGUAAAUAAAAAGAGAACUUCAUUUUAAUUUAUUUUGAGCAGAUGAACGGAAACGGUUUUCCUUGACGGUGAGGAGAGGGCAUUAUUCUGUGUUUCGACUACCAGAGACAAUCUCAGAAUAAGUGUAAAACUGUAGAAGGCAAAUGUCGAAUCUAGUAUAAAGAGGAAUCUAAAGAACAAACGAGCUAUUAAUGAAUGCACAUAUAUGCCUUCCUAUGCCAUAAGAAACCCAACGUGCACAUUUUUCAGUAAAAAAAAGGUUCAUAGUCAUUUUUUCCGAAAUGUCUCUGCAACAAUUGCUGAAUCAUUUUGUAAAUCUUUGUUUACGGACAUACAUUUUAUUUUAUUUUUUAAAGAACAGAUGAAGCCAUUGGGACAAUUUGCCCUAGCACAUAUGAAAUGUAUAUAAAACGUAUAUAUAUAUAUAUAUAUAGACAUAUAUAAAUCUCUAUUUUUAAGAUUACAACUAAUUUAAGCUUGCGUAUUACAGAUUGCCUUAAUCAUGCUACAUUUCUAUAUCUCCCGGUUAGUCCAACAAAUUUUUAUCACCAAAUUGGAGUGGGUGUAUUGUUAAAUUGGUCUAUCCAAUGAAAAAAAGGAAAUUAUUUAUUGUAAUUUCUUUGGCAAUGUAACAGUGGCUUGUAGAAGUCAAUUCAGCAAUUGGUCGUAAAUAGACAACAUUUUUAAAUUGCAGGUUUUUCUCAAUGACUGUAGCUUUUCUCUAUAAAUGCCGAAUUUAAAAUUGUGUAAAUGAAGCAAUAUUCUUUGUAUAUUUUUAUGAGUAUGAUGAAACUGUUUUAGCCUGAAGUGAUAAUUCAGGUGCAAAAGCCAUAGCCACUUGCUGUUACCUUGUAUUCAAGGCAAACUUUUUCCGAAUUGAAUGCUUGGGUCGCUGUCACCUUCCUGAACACCGACCAUCUCCUAGUCCAGAGGCCAGUGCUGUUACCUCACCUUAGUUAUUCUUUUCUCAUAUUUAUUUUUUGUGAUCUCCCAGUGUUUAUUUUGUUAAAAAUUAAAGCAUGUUUCACUAGAGAAUUUAAGGGGCUUCAUCUGCCCACGGUUAACGGAAGCUGUACAUUUUGUGUCAUGAUUUACACCGUAAAGACAUCUGGUGAUAGUAUUUAUUGAAAUGAUGUGAUUUUAUUCAGAAUUGAUUUUCUUAAUUUAACGCUUGGACAUCUUUAUUAUUUAUCCUUUGUGAAUAUUUAUGAUUAAAAUAAAAUGGAUUUUUUGUAACUGGA